This is a messenger RNA of Phymastichus coffea, 921 nucleotides long. RefSeq lists its product as uncharacterized. The record is from RefSeq and is a predicted model, not a curated record. The transcript has a single exon. The coding region runs from base 1 to 921 and encodes 306 amino acids. NCBI's taxonomy places the organism in Eukaryota, Metazoa, Arthropoda, Insecta, Hymenoptera, Eulophidae.
AUGGGAGGAAAAGGCGCUUCGAAGACAUCGCUAAGCGGAGGCCAACAAACGCUUGACGGCAAAUUGAGAAGUACGAAGAAAGUGACGUUCAAAGAACCGGAUUUGGAUAAAUUGUAUUAUGAUUUGGAAGGAGUGAAAGAAGAAAAUAGGAAAUUAAGGGAAAAAUUGAAGGCAGAAAGUAAAAAAACGGAAGAGGAGAAAAGUGAAUGGAAAAAGAAAUAUAAGGAACAAGAAGAGAAUAUUAAAGAGCUGAUUGACAAAUCAAAGGAAAUGGAAGCGAAAAUGGGAAAUCUGGAAGAACUUAUAUUAGAGGUUAAGAAUAGAUUAGACGCGGCGCUGGCGGUGGAAACAGCAAGGGAGACGGAGAUGGAAGAAUCGCAGUACGAAGGCGACCCGACUGAUGGCAGCACAGACGAGGACAAAGGUUUGACGUGGAGUGUGAAAAGCGGAAGAAGCCACAUGAGCAGACGAAGUUUGGCGAGCGGCGUGAGCGCUACCAGUGGGGCGACUAGCUGGGUAAGUAAUAACUCGGAACGUUUUACUAAUAGGGAAGUGUUGAAAAUGAAAAAAAUGAUGUAUGACAAGGAUAAAUUAGAAAGAGCAUGCAAUAUUGUUAUAAAGGGAGCUAAUCAACAUAUAGAAGCGAUAGAAAAAAACGAGAACACUGAAUCAAAAGGCGACUAUAAAGGGUGGGUGGAAAAAUUUUUAAGCUUCAAGCUGGGAACCUCAGUGAAAGCUGUCAAUGCAAGGGUGAGCGGUGGGAAAGAAAGAGUGAUUAUAGUUAAAUUGGAAAAUGAAAAUGUAAAAAAAAAUAUUAUGAGGAAUAAAAGUAAAUUAAAGGGCACCACUAUAUAUAUAGAAAACGAUCUGACGUAUGAGGAAAGGAAGAAGCAAGAAGAAAUAAAAAAAAUGGGUAUAUGA